AUGCCCCGGCUACGAUUACCAGCCACAGCUGCCCCACUUUUGGUGGCGCUGGUGCUGGCGCUCGUUAUUGACGUUGCCAGCGCCCAGGGCAACUUUGAGGAUGCGGACACAGCGAAUGAGUACACGGAUCAGCAGUUCGAUUUGCGUCACACCAUACCCGGUGAGCCGGGCGUCGACUAUCCCAUAUUGAGCGACGUGCCAAAGACGAGUUUCGUCUGCAAGGGCCGUCAUGAAGGUUAUUAUGCGGAUGUGGAGAGUCGCUGUCAGGCAUUUCGCAUUUGCGCCCACACCGCACGCUCCGCGCAGGGCUUUGGCUUUCUCUGCCCGAAUGGCACGAUAUUUAACCAGCAGAAAUUCGUCUGCGAUUGGUAUCGCAACGUGGACUGCGACCAAUCGGAGAACUACUAUGACAUGAACAUCGAGAGCAGCGUGGGCAGCACACAGGAAAUGAUGGAGCGUGUGCGCCAAAUGAUGGAGUACCCCACCAAGACCAUCUCGAAAGUGCUGCAGCAGCAGGAGCUGAAUCAACAUAAGCAACAGCCAACCAAACAUCAGAGUCUUAGCAAGGAUUUGAGCAGUGUUAGUGGAGUGCUUACUCAGCCCGCUGCAAUUGCCACCGACAAAGACAUUCUGCGCGGCGAAGACAUCAAGAGCGAAACUCUGCCGGCACCAAUUGUUACUGCCGAAGCAAUUGCUCCAGAGGAUGGCGAUGAUGUUUAUGUGAAUAGUCUGGGUGAGCUGUCCUCCGAUCCGGGCAUUCAAUUCGAUCAUACGAAUGCGCACAUCAUAGCCGAGUAUCCACGUGAGUAUCACUUUCAGAAGCAAAAGAACUUUGCGGCACGCGUCAAUGCGGGCCUGGAGUUGCUCGAUGAAAGUUCACCUGGAUCCAAUGAGCAAAUGGCGCCCGAAUACAUCAAGCAAAUACGCAACACCAAGGAUGAGGCGACACAGCUAGAUUUGGUAGCCAAUAUCAAUAAUUUGCUGGAGGAGGUGUCCACCGAUUUGGAUCCCAGCGUCUCCGGCUAUCAGUCAAUGAGUCCGCAGAAGGUGAAGCAACCAUUUAGAUUCUUGAGUCGUGGAUUUUCCAUGCAAACGAACGAAAAGGAUGGCGGCAAGGGCAGCUCAUCCUAUGUAUACAAUAGACCCAAACAAACGCCGGGCACGGUCAGGUUUACGCCCAAUGAGAUACCCAUUGAUGCUCACAAAGACAUUGAACACAAGCUUAAAUUCAAUAAUGACAAAACCACAAGCAGCAGCAGCAGCAGUACCACCACCACCAGCACCACCACCACAACCACUGAAGCGCCUCUUGAAGCUUUGUUAAUUGCACCCACAUUGCCGCCAGCAUUGGAGGAGGAAGACACCACCACAAUAAGCACAUUUGUCAGCAGCAUUGAGCCAGCCGUGGACAAUAGCAGCGAGCUGCCUAUUAUAGAAUCAAUUGGUCAAGCUGCUGCACUCACAGCUAGCUUUACAUUGAAUGAGGACUUGGAGCAGGCUGAGCAUGCCCCACUGAGCGCGGCUGCGGCGGAUAAGACGGAUGUGGAUGUGCAGGCAGAGAAGCUGUUGCUGGCGGGCGUUAAGCUUACUUCACACGAUGAAGAGAUUGCGCUGCGAAGCAAUAAAUUGACGCUGGGUAGACCCACAACACGCCCCACUCGCACCACUACGGCGAGGCCAACCACCACGCCCGCAAUGAGCACCUCGACGGAAACUGUGACGGAGAUAAGCAGCACGCAGGAGCGCAUACGCAGCUAUCGACGCUUUGCGCAGAAUCGCGUGGGUGGUUCAUUGCGGCGACAAGUCCCAAUGAGACGCAGCACCACACCAAGCACCACCAAAGGCACAACCACAGCACGCUCAACCACGCCCACACGCAGCUACUCAGAUCGCUUGGCAGCAAGUCGUUUGCGCUUGUCACGACUAUCGCUGGCCAGCAAGCCGUAUACCACAGCUGCACCACCCACUAGCAGCACCAGCAACAGCAGAGCUACAACUACAGCUAGCACCACCACUGAGUCGCUUUUAGCCUUUGCGCGCGCUGAGCAGGGUCCCAAUAAAAAGAUCUCUGUGCGGGAUAUUGAGAAGGAAACGGGUCAACAGCAGCGUGCCAGCUGGGACACUGUGCAAAGCAAUUUGCAACGUUUCCAAGUGACGCGCGGCAAUCGUGUCUACACGCCAGCAACACGUGCCAGCACCAGCAGCAGCAGUACCAGCACCACCAGCUACACCACCCAGCGACCUGCUGUCACAGUCAGUGCUCAACGCGGACGCAAUCGCCACUCUACAUACAGAACACACGCACCACAGCAGCGCACUCGUGGCACCACCACGCCACGCAGCACCACAACCACACAGCGCACCACAGCUGCUGCCGCGGCUCUGUCCACGUUAACCCAACAAAUUUCUGCUUUAGCCAGCGGCUACAGCUAUGCACCACCAUCCAUACAAUUUCCAAGCACACACGACUACAUAAACGCACCCACAACUGCUCAACCUCUAAUUGCGAGCAACACACAACUGCAAUCACAAACACAGCAGCAACAAAUCACUUCAAGUCUUAUUCCUUCCUCUGCCUUCCUGCCCUUUGAUAAGCUAACGCGUGCCAUUGUUGACGACUCCAUUUUGCAGAACUUUAAGAGCCACAGCGCGCACAGAGGCAGCAGCAACCUGCAACAGCAACAACAACGUGUAACGAAGCCUGCCACCAGCAAUGGUUAUCAAUAUAUCAAGCCAGCAGCAGCAGCAGCUCCAGCUUUGGCCAGCUUAAGCAUACCACCACGACCACAACAGCAGCAACAGCAGCCACAGCAACAACAGCAACAGUUGCCUGCGUUGGUGCUGCCCACUCAGCCAGGUAUUGUUAUUGCGCGUGCCGAGGGUCAACGCAUUGCUCCCAGUUCUGCCAACAGCAUCAUCUCCUCUCUGGUCAAUCAGCCUGAAGUUAAGAGCAGCCAGGCUAAUUCCUAUGUAGCGCUUAGUGAUUUUCUUAACACUAAAUUUGGCAGCAAUCAUAACAACAAUGCGGGCAGUGUAAGUGUUGCAAAUCCUAUGACAUUGCAACAGCAACAGCACCAGCAGCAACUGCAGCCUAUAGAACAGUCGUUGCAACAGCAGCAACAAAUUGUCCAGCAGCAACAUCAACGUCAGCCAGCUAAACAGCAACAACAGCAGCAGCAGCAGCAGCAGCUCAGCUAUAUUACGCAACGCUAUCAACAGCCACAAAAACAGCAUUAUCACACACAAUUUCAGCAGCAGCAGCCUUACCAGCAACAGUUGCAGCACUACCAACAACAAUCGGCACGUCCAUCCAUACAAUCCAUACAGGAGCCCUAUCUGACGCCCAACAUUUUUGUGCCCUAUCAGCAACAGCAGCAACUGUUGCCGCUAUUCCCACCACUGGCAACAGGAGCGGCAGCAACAGCGCCAGUUGCUGGCGUAGCAGCAAAUGCAGCUAUCGUAGCCAAAGCGAAUGAAAAUGGCCAGCAGCUGGAUCAUUUGAAUGUGGCUUUGCCAGCGCUGCCCAAUGGCUUGAUACCAUCGCCCAUAUUGCAGGUAGCACAUAAGCGAAACGAUGUCGAAAUCGGGCAGCUGCAAUUGUCGGACAGCAACGGCAAGGGCAAGAUAGGUCAGGGUCAGGAGACGGCUUUCUAUGCGGGUCGCACAUCCUACCAGGUGCCGCAGAGUAGCGUCGGCCGCCUGCCCAAUGAUAUUACGCAUUUGCGACGAUUGCGCCAGCGACGCCAUUGA
Drosophila hydei is the source of this 3750-nucleotide messenger RNA. RefSeq names its product polycomb protein Asx. Bases 1 to 3750 code for a protein of 1249 amino acids. NCBI's taxonomy places the organism in Eukaryota, Metazoa, Arthropoda, Insecta, Diptera, Drosophilidae. Gene Ontology annotation, molecular function: chitin binding. The record is from RefSeq and is a predicted model, not a curated record. Gene Ontology annotation, cellular component: extracellular region. The transcript has 5 exons.